This is a messenger RNA of Trachemys scripta elegans, 5763 nucleotides long. RefSeq names its product atonal bHLH transcription factor 8 (gene ATOH8). The record is from RefSeq and is a predicted model, not a curated record. NCBI's taxonomy places the organism in Eukaryota, Metazoa, Chordata, Testudines, Emydidae. The transcript has 3 exons. Gene Ontology annotation, molecular function: protein dimerization activity; DNA-binding transcription factor activity. The coding region runs from base 341 to 1180 and encodes 279 amino acids.
CUGUGGGGUUGCAAGGCUGGAAAGUCUCUUGGCUGUGCGAGGCAGUGAGCUUGUCACAGGCGGCGCGCUGACUGAUCUCUCGCACAGGGGCUUCUGUGUAAACUGAGGCUAAACAAACACAGAUGGAGCGCAGCGUGCACUCCCCAGACAGGCGGCCAAUGCGGCAGGGACUUCAGCUGACAUUCUGACUGCUCCCGGGGAGAGCCCCCCGCCGCCCUGCCUGGGCCGAGCCGCGUGGGAGCCCAGCUGCGGCAGCAGAGCAGGAGGGGGAGGGAGGGUGUAUGUCUGCAGGGGGGGAGCCAGCGACCUGCGAGCCGGCACUCACUGACAGGCGCCCGACAUGAGAAACAUGCAGCUCCUGGACGAGGAGCCGUGGCAAAGCCUGUGCGGGAAGGAGCUCGGCGGCCUCAAGAAGCUGAAGCGGAAGCACAAAGAGCCGCCCGCGAACGGCUACAAAAGUUUCAAAGUGGCGCUGAAAGUCAGCGAGCGCGGGCGGCAGCUGGAGAGACCCGCGAGCCUGGUGCCCGAGAGCGGGGCGGCGGGCAGCUCGCAGGGGGCGGCGGCCCCGCCGCUCCUGGGCGGCAGAGAGGCGGGCAGCGCCGCCGGGGCGCUGGACAUGCGGAAAGGCGCUUUCCCGGCGGCAGGACUCGCCUCCCAGCCCCCGCGCAAAGAGCCCGGCUUGCCCCCGGCCGCUGUGAACGGGCUCCAGCCGUGCCCGGGGGAGCAGAGCCUCCCGUCCAGGCUCGUCUUGUGUCCGCCGCCGCCGCAGCGCCCUUUGGAAAGUGCCUACGCCUCCGUCGCACAUGGCGCUUACAACAGCACGCCCGAGUCCGCCGCAUCGCCUAGGAAACGGCUGGGGGAACCGGCAGGCGUCUCCUCGGAGAUCAAAGCCAUCCAGCAGACCCGGCGGCUGCUGGCGAACGCCCGGGAGAGGACCCGCGUGCAUACCAUCAGCGCAGCCUUCGAGGCGCUGCGAAAACAGGUUCCCUGCUAUUCUUAUGGUCAAAAGUUGUCCAAACUGGCCAUUUUGAGAAUAGCCUGUAACUAUAUCCUUUCCCUGGCCAGACUAGCUGACAUGGAUUACAGCGCUGACCACAGUAACAUGAGCUUCUCAGAAUGCGUGGAGCAGUGCACUAGGACCUUGCAGGCAGAAGGGAGAUCUAAAAAAAGGAAGGAGUAAUAACCAGGAGGGAGGAUUCAGAAGACUUUCCAACCAGAGUUCCAUCCAUUCUUGGCAAAGGUUGCAUGAUCCAGAUGAAGACUGCAGCUUUUUGAAAAGACCCCUUUUCAAGACGAGAGUUGGCAGUGGGACUUUCUCAAUCUCUGGAAAAAAAAAAUGGAGAUGUCUUUUUUUUUUAAGCCAGCCACCUUUUAGUAUGUGCAAUUUAUUUAGCACUUUUCCCUUUGCUUAACUGGGAAAUGUUACCCUCUCGGCUCAUGUUGUACAGUCAUUUUGUUGUUGUUGUAGCUGUUGUGCCAAAGACUUGAUGGAGCUUCUACACUGUGUCUAGUUUUGCCUUAAAUGUUAAAUCCUUGAGCCAAAGAAAACUCAGAAAUUCCGUUUAGGUAAUGUUGAGUGGGCCAGUUUAAUCAGUGACAUAUCUGAAUUUCUGAAUCCUUCUCUAAAAGUUUCCUCUUUUUUUUCUCUUGUUCAUAUCUAUCUACUUGCAGCCCUGGAACCAGCAUUCACAGCCGGAAAAAACCAGGACACACCAACACUUGCUCCAGAGUUGAUCUCUCUUUCUUUCAGCGAUUUCAUUGUUCUACUUCUUUGGCAAUUACCUGGUUUUCUUCCUGCUGGGAAACACAUGCAUAGGGUAGAAAUAUUGACACAAAGUGAGUGCUGAAACCAGAUCUAUGCUUUUUAAAUAUAAAUAUAUCAAUAAAUAAAAAGUGCCACGUAAAGCAAUAAAAAAAAAAUCAAUAAGACAGUUCAGAUAGGCAGCAUGGUGUGUAGCAAAACAAUUCAGUAGUUGUUUCGGUUUUGUGAAGUCAUUUUUGGCUGUUUUUUUUUUUUAAGUAGUUAAAAACCCAUGUAAUGCAAAGGCAUUUGAAUCCUAUACUGUAUUUUUCGCUUCAAAUUGAAGUAAAAAAAUUAAGAACCAUUUGCUUGGAGUAAGCAAACUUUAUAGGUAAUGCAGUUCAUAUGCAAGACAUCUGCUAGUGAUGGAGGACAGAAUUCAGUGUCAGAGUAAAAGAAUAUGGGUUUGUAAAGAAAGGAGAUUAACAUAUUUUGUUUUCACUUAAGGGUAAAGGUUAUACCUCAGGGGACAGAUUCAGAUCUCAGUUACACUAGUGUAAAUCAGGUUUACUUACGUUUGAUUUACUCCAGUGUAACAGAUCUCAAUCUGGCCCUGUGUGUGUAUGUCUGGAGUUGCGUGGGGGAGUGGGGUCUCUUCUCUUCAUUAUAUGAACAUGUAACUCUUAGCAGCCUCAGCAGGAAUUAUGCAUGUGUGCAGAGGGGAGAUCAGACUCUGUGCUACUAAACCAUUGACCGGAUAUCAAUACAAAAUCCUGAACUCAUCAGUUGCCAUCUGUUUAUUUUUCUGUCUGAGCUCACCAACUUAAAGGAUCUCUCUUGGUUUUCGUGGCCCCUGAGAAGGUGGUAUAUGAAGGCUGAGUGGCUGUGUGAUAUCUGCCCUGAAGAGCGUCUGACCCUCCAUGACAGAGCACUGGACUCUGGGUUGAGGGCUUGUUCAUUGGAAUGCAGAUUUCCAGUGAGGGCAUGGGAGAAUUCCCAGUUGAAAUGCUUGAAGCGCCUUUGCAUGAUACUUCCCAUUCAAGGAUGUAAAUACAUCUCCCACAGCCCGCACAGUGCUUCGGAGUCCCGGCAUACUUGAGCAAUGCUACCAGAAGUGGAGCAACCACCCAGAAAUCUCCUGUGGCGUCUUAUCAGCAAUCACUAUAGGGAUACUGGAGGGAAUUGCUGCAGCUUUGAAGAUCCACUGCUGAGAGGUAACUGGAAGAUGGGAGGGGGAGGUAUGAACUGAUGGAUUUAGUACAGUAGAGGAGAAUUAACGAAGCGGAUAGAAAAACUGGGAAGGAAUUGAAGGAUUGAAGGGCAGGGAGGAGGGAACACCACAACAUGAGCGAAUGUGGAUACCUAGGGGUGCUGAUGGAAGUUUUGCUCUGGGGCCUAGCGACAAACUCUGCUUCGACUAGCAGUAAACCUGCCCUCCCAUUGGGUAAAUGCACAGAAUUCGGCUUGGAACCACUGGUGGGAGAUAAGACUGACACAGUCAGCUCAUGCUGUUUUAGAUAUAGUUGGGGUAGCACAGCCAGUUCUCUGAUCUGGAGUAGAGUUGCAUGAAAAAUUCAGAGUGGGCACUUUUUAAAGGAAUUUAGUUUCCUUUUCUGAUCACAAAUUGUCCAGAAGCAGUUCAUCAUUUUGUAAGGUGUGUUAGUUACUAAUUAUUCAUUAUUCAUUACUUGCUAAUAGUUCUUUUUCAGGAACUAUGCAGGAGUCACAAGCCGAGCUGUACUGCUGCAUUCUGGUUGGAUAUCUAGGUCACAUGGUAUUACGUGUGCUCUGAUUAGGGGGAAGAUAGAAUCAGGAUUCAGGCUUACAAAUUCCAAAACUCAUUUUCUUCUAAUAUUCUCUACCACUCACAUUAAAUUUGCUGCUCCUGCCAUAAAGUCCUGCAGAGGAAUGUUCCCCAAAAGCUAAUACUAAUGGAGUACUGCCAGAACAAAAGUAAUGUCAGGUCUUCAAAUGUCCAUAAAAUAUUUUGUAGAUGUUCACUCAGCUCUACUCUGGACUCUCAAUGGGAUACAUUUACCUAAAACUAGGGAACUACAAUAGUUCUUGCCCAACACCAUUGCCAGCAAAGUUAGCAAUAUGGCAAUAUUGAUAGCCCUAAGCCAUGUCUUCACUGAGAAUGAAUGUGAGUUUUUACCAUGGGAUAACUAACACAUGUGUGAGCUAUGCCAUUGUAAAAACAUAGUGGAGACAAGGCACUGGAGUUUUUUCUGCGAGGUAAAUUAGGCAAGAUCACCCAUAGGAAAGAGUAUAGUGCUGACCUUGACUAGCUACCUCCUGGUAAAGGCUACCAGUGCUUUAUCUGAGAUAACUACCCAGUGUUUGUUCUCGCUCUGUAAAAAAGACACCUUUGUGCCAGUGAAGACAAAGCCUUAAUAUAAACGCUCCAUUGGCUGUUACACAUUUGUAAUGCUAUAUCAGUGAGCUGAUCUAAGAGAUGACAUACGUGCCUAACACCACCAUGCACUCUGCAGAGCUUAUCCGAAGGGAAAUUCCGUUGGCAAGUGGACUUUUCCCUUGCAAUAGCCCAAAUAAAUACAUGUGUUGAAGAUAAGGGAAAAUGGGAAUAUGAACUGUGCGUAUCUGAAUUUUAAAAGAGAGCCCUCCCCCACCUUGCCCUUAUUUUCAAUUUUUGGGUUCAGUUACACAAAAUCUUGAGAUUUGCAGGGUUUAAAGUAAAGAACAGGAUACAGCCCUGAAGCUGCAUGUUUCCUGGUUGCUUACUUUUGUGCCCUGAAGCUGAACUUGUUCCUCGACACUGUUGUCCUUUUAAUUUACACGUAAACAAUUUGCCAGAACUCAACUGUAAUUGACCAUGAACUUCCAUAAUGGAAAGAGGCGACAACAUGUUCAAUAAGUAAUGACGAGCUGAUCCAGGCAAAAGGGUUUCUAGUUUGAUAAUGCAUUUACUACAGCACAGAGUGGUGCUCACCAGGACUACUAAAUCUAGCCACUAUAGGCUCAUGGAGCCAGAUUCUGAUUUCGAUUACAAGCAGUGAAAAUCCAGAGCACAGUAACUACAGUAAAGUCAAUGGAAUUUUUGCAGAUUUAUACCAAUAUAUUGUACCUGAGAUCAGAUUCUGGCCUCCUGGGUGUUAUGGACUAUAAUGCGAAAGGUAAGGUAUGCCAUGCCAAUAACAGCACACAUCAUCUGUACUUAAAGCACCACACCUUGUAAGUGUUCACACAGCACCCCAGUAUAUGAUAGCAUCUGCCCUGGUCAGGCACUGUACCACUCAGGUCUAAAUGAUCUCUGAAUGACUUUAGCCAACAUGAAGAUUUCAGAGAUAUUUAACAAUGAAAGCAGAUCUUAGAAAUGUGACAACACUAUCACCUCCAUCUCCCCAUUGUGAGUUUUCAGGGGGCGUGAAAUGGACCUUAAACUAUGUGAAACAAACAGAGGUUGUAUGUUUCAAUAGCAAAGGAUUCACAGCAGCAUUCCAUGAGAGCUACUGUACCUGCAUGUUAAAUAAAUGUUUUGACACAAACAACUCAUUGAGAUGUUACCUAGUCUUGUACCACAAUGCCGAUCCUAGCAGCAGCUAUAGAUAUAAAGCGGAAUUUUGCUCUCAGCUAUCCUGGUAUGUAACUAACUAUAAUCAGUGGAGAUAGUCCAGAUUUAAACUGGUCUCACAGAGAGCAGAAUAUAGCCCAUAUUCUGGGAUGAUUUACAUCUCAGGAGAUCCUAUUGACUUCAGCAGAACUCCAUACAUUGUAUGCUAACACUGUAUCUCAUGCAUAAUGUAAAAGCACACAUACAAGAACGGGGCUGAAGAUAAGAAUCCUUCCUCAAUACAGAAAUCCUCUUUCAACAGUUCUGGAAAACCACUCAUGAAGAAAGAGGACAACCUCAGUAAAGGGACCCCAGGUUGCAAAUGUAGUUUUGCCAACUCUUGUGAUUUUAUCCCGAGUCUUGCAAUAUUUGGUGGUUUUCUUAAAGCCCCAGCCCCUGAAGGGAUGUAAUUAGGUGAAAAUCUCAUCUUUCAUUAAAAAAAAAGAAAAAA